Aureobasidium vineae is the source of this 1749-nucleotide messenger RNA. The record is from the annotation of a GenBank genome assembly. NCBI's taxonomy places the organism in Eukaryota, Fungi, Ascomycota, Dothideomycetes, Dothideales, Saccotheciaceae.
AUGGGUCUUCUCACUCUCGUCGAAGACAGGCCUACGCCUAAGGAGGUCUACAACUGGCGCGUCUAUGCCUGCGCUGCUGUGGCCUCGUUCGCUUCUUGCAUGAUAGGUUAUGAUUCUGCCUUCAUUGGAACCACUCUGGCACUUCCCUCGUUCUCCACGGAGUUUGGUUGGGGUAAACUGCCCAAGGAUGAGGUCACAUUCAUCAAGGAGAACAUCGUCUCGAUCUACCAAGCUGGAGCUUUCUUCGGUGCGCUCAGUGCAUACAUCAGCGCUCACUACCUCGGUCGCCAAAAGUCUCUCUGGGUCUACGUCGUUGUCUUCAUGAUCGGUGCCGGUGUCAUGCUCAAGGCCGCUAACGGUGACCUCGCUCCAAUCUACGCCGGUAGAGUCCUCACUGGUCUCGGUGUCGGUGGUGCCUCCAUGGUCGUCCCCAUCUACAUCUCUGAGAUUGCUCCCCCUGCCGUCAGAGGUCGUCUGGUCGGUAUUUACGAGUUGGGAUGGCAGAUUGGUGGGCUUGUCGGUUUCUGGAUCAACGUACGUACAAUCGAGGGUUGCCCAAGAAUCAAUACUGACUACUUCCCAGNNUACGGAAUCUCAGAGACAUUACCUAGCAACCACAAGCAGUGGAUCAUCCCCUUCGCCGUGCAGCUCAUCCCUGGUGGUAUGCUCGCUCUGGGUGCAAUCUGGCUCAAGGAGUCUCCUCGUUGGCUAUUCUCCAAGGGCAAGAGAGAGCAGGGUCUUAAGAACUUGCUAUGGAUUAGAAAUCUUCCCGCCGACAACUUCUACAUCGUUGAGGAAAUCUCAUUCAUCGAGGCUGCUCUUGAACACCAGAAAUCAUCUGUCGGUCUCGGGUUCCUCGACCCCUUCAAGGCUGUCUUCAAGAGCCGCAGCCUCCAGUGGCGCGUCUUCCUUGGUACCACACUCUUCAUUUUCCAGAACGGGUCUGGUAUCAAUGCUAUCAACUACUACUCGCCCACAGUCUUCAAGAGUCUUGGUGUCGUUGGUGGCAACACCUCCUUCCUCACUACUGGUCUGUUCGGUGUCGUGAAGACCGUCUUUACCUUGAUUUGGCUGUUUUUCCUGAUCGACAAGUUUGGACGCCGUAAUCUACUUCUCGUUGGAGCCAUUGGCGGUGCUUCGUGCAUGCUCAUUCUUGGUGGAUACCUUGCCAGUCCUUUGGUCGACACCUCAGCGGCUGCAACAGCUGUUGCCAAGCCUCUUUCCUCUGGCGGCAUUGCCGCCGUCUUCUUCUUCUACCUUUGGACUGCUUUCUACACACCCUCAUGGAACGGUACUCCUUGGGUUCUCAACUCGGAGAUGUACGAGCAGAACGUUCGUUCUUUGGGCCAGGCCAUGGCUGCUGCUAGCAACUGGUUCUGGGUAAGUUCCUUCAAUUUUGUAUCUCAUGCACAACAACAUGCUAACUAUCUGCCAGNNAACUUCAUCAUCGCCAGAUUCACUGGUCAGAUGUUCGCCAACAUGGGCAAGUCAGGAUGUGGUGUCUACUUCUUCUUUGCUGGCAUGAUGUUGCUUUCCGUUGUAUUUGUGUGGUUCUUGAUCCCCGAGACCAAGUCAGUUCCUCUGGAGUCCAUGAACAGAGUCUUCGAGAUCAGACCCUGCCGCAAGGCCAAUGCCAUUGUCAUGCGCGAGGUACAGGAAGCCGAGGCAGAGUUCCGCGAGGAUGCCGAAGGUGCUGGCCUGAGUCUCGAAAAGAGCAAAGUUGCUCAUGUCGAAGACAGCACCGUUUAG